Molecule: messenger RNA, 1187 nt
Organism: Andrographis paniculata
Lineage: Eukaryota; Viridiplantae; Streptophyta; Magnoliopsida; Lamiales; Acanthaceae
Exons: 6
Coding region: 343-882 (179 amino acids)
Biological process (GO): mitochondrial respiratory chain complex assembly
Cellular component (GO): mitochondrial inner membrane peptidase complex; membrane
Molecular function (GO): serine-type endopeptidase activity
Source: RefSeq, a predicted model, not a curated record
CCUAAAUCGCCGGAGACGCCGUCCAGCCGCCUCAUCAGCCAUUUCUUUUCCUUUCUUCAUUUUCUGCGUGAUAAAGAAGAUCUGAGAGUGUAGGUUUCGUCAUCCAUGGACGAAUUGAAGCUUAUACAGGGGAAGGGGAAGAACAGUCAUUCGGAUUGAGAUUGGGAUUUGGUAGCAUCGGCAAAUUUGGCUGAAUUUGAAAUGGGCUUUGCAAUUUAAGCUUCCAUUAACCCUCGGGACUUCUUCUCUCUCUCUCUCUCUCUGGCUUGCCUCAUUCUCCGGCCCCCUGCAGCGAAGCUUCAGAACCCCUUGCAAACUUCAAAUGCAUAUAUUGAGAUUGAGAUGGCUUCUCAAAGCUUUUUCUGGACUUUAGCUAAGCAAUCUCUCACUGCAGGUCUAGUUUGCCUCACAAUAACUGACCGAUAUGCCUGCGUUAUUCCUGUUCGCGGCUCAUCCAUGUCUCCUACUUUGAAUCCUCGUUGCAAAAACUCUUCACCAUUUGUGAUGGUUGCAGACGAUCGCGUGCUAGUUGAAAAAUUUUGUCUUAACAAAUACAAAUUUUCACGGGGAGACGUUGUAGUUUUUCGUUCACCAAUGAAUUAUAAGGAGAAAUACAUAAAGAGGAUUGCUGCUUUGCCUGGUGAUUUGAUCCAUCUCUCUUCAUGUCACACCGUGAGCGUCCCAAAAGGCCAUUGUUGGGUUGUCGGAGAAGAUGCAUCUUGUAGCUUAGACUCAACAUCAUUUGGCCCUAUUCCUAUGGGAGUGAUAUGCGGCCGAGUUACACAUGUUGUGUGGCCACCUCAAAGAAUAGGUAGAGUUGGGAAUGAAGUUCCUAUGUUCCCAGAAGUGGAGCAAAUUGGCAUUUCAUCCCAAAGUGGCUGAGGCAGAUGGUAUCCACACCAUAUAAGUCGAGACUCUGAUUGUUUUUUGGUUAAUGUGCUCGGGCAAGAAAAUUACUCAGAUACGCGGGACUGGUAAAUAUAGGGUUGGUUCGGUUUCAAUCACCGGUCUGAACAUUGCUUGCCCAAUGCAAGUUAGUUCUUGAAUCAAGAAUAUGCAAUUUAUUUGGUUCACAUCUAUUUAACAAAUAGCUAAGAAACAUUAUAUAUGUAUAGCACAGUCCAUGAGUUGCUGCACAAAUAUUUCUUAAUGAAUUUCUAUUGUUGUUGAAGAUAUGUGAUUAUGGG